Messenger RNA from Diospyros lotus (date-plum), 1780 nucleotides. RefSeq lists its product as uncharacterized. NCBI's taxonomy places the organism in Eukaryota, Viridiplantae, Streptophyta, Magnoliopsida, Ericales, Ebenaceae. Bases 146 to 730 code for a protein of 194 amino acids. Gene Ontology annotation, biological process: trichome differentiation; cytokinin-activated signaling pathway; trichome morphogenesis. The transcript has 2 exons. Gene Ontology annotation, cellular component: nucleus. The record is from RefSeq and is a predicted model, not a curated record. Gene Ontology annotation, molecular function: transcription cis-regulatory region binding; DNA-binding transcription factor activity.
UUCCGACUUUCGCCUGCUGCUUGCUUUUUUAUUCCAGCUAUCAGAAUAUCAUUUUUUUUUUUUUUUUACUUGAAUCAUGUCAAUGGAGCUCCGUUUAAGCUUCUAUAUAUUGUAGGCAAGACAAGGUUUCAUCAGUCUGAGUGAAAUGGAGAACGAUGUAGCAUAUCAGAGCUAUGCUGAUCCCUGCAGUCACUUUGAGGAGAAAAAGCUAAGACUCUUUGGCUUUGAUGUGGAUCCUGAUGCAAAGGAUGUGAGAUGUGGAAGAGAAUCAGGGAAAGCCGAUGGAAGCCUGAAUUCUGCAAAUACAGCUUUGUCUGUCGCGGACAAAAUUGCCCAGGAGACGAGUUCCGCGCCACAGAGGAAGUACGAAUGUCAGUUCUGUCUCAAGAUUUUCACGACCUCGCAGGGGCUUGGCGGACACCAAAAUGCUCAUAAGAGGGAAAGGCAGCGAAGGAAGAGAAUGCUACUUCAAGCACGGAGGGGUGGCUUCUAUGGUGGGCUUCAAACUCCACAGAGUCACCACUCUCCUCUGUUAUGGUUUGGCGAAUUCUGUUCCCAUGUUCCUCCUGUGUUCCCGCUCGAUGAGUCGAAGAUUAGCUUAAGCCCCAUGGAUCGAUACCGAAGCUCGUGCUUGAAUGACUCUGUUACUCUUUCACCUUUCUGUGCAUUCCAUGAAGAAAGGCUUGGCAUGCUCAGCCGGGAACAGAAAAGCACUUCCGGGACUGGUUGACAUGGAAGACUUCUCUUGAAGUGACGCCAUCGAUAGUGUGGAGCAGCAUGUGCCGGCAGAGACCAAGCCAAGUUUGUUUGUGAUUAAGAAGGAAACUGAUUAUAUGUUUGCUAUGCUUGAUUUUCAUUCUGUACGAAAUUCCCAAUGGCUAACUCUGCAAACAAAAGAAGAUCUCAAGAGUUGAACAUGCAUCUUUUUUCUUUUAUUCAAUGGUGCUGAUUGGAAGUAAUCCAAAAUUUCUAAUUGUUGUCUCUUGGAAGAGAUGGUAAAGUUCAUUUGUGAUCGUGCCGCACAACCAAAAGGGCACCUCGAUUUUAUGCAUAUGGUAUAAUUUUCUUUUGUCUUUUUUGCUGCUGCUAGUACAUAUAGUAUAAUUUUGCUGUAAUGCUCUGGAUGCUUUCAUUUUUCUAGAUAUUCUUUCUCUUGCUAAAUUUUGAUAUGUGGGCCAGAGGCGUUCAUCCGGCCCACCCAAUUCUGACUAUGGGCUGAGUCCGAACCGUCGAGCUUUCAUUUUGUGAAGCCAGAGAGGAGAGACCCAACCCAAGCAUCAAAUUUUUUCAGGGCCUAAAAUGGCCCACCAAACCAAGGAAAGUCGGGCCUACCAGGCGCAAUUGACAUUCCUCUGUCUUCCCCUUUCUAUGGAAAAUUUAGUUAUAAUAACACUUUUAACUUCCCCCUUCUAAGCAAUACACAGUUCAUUGUCCACAGCUAAUUCUAAAGAGCCCAGAUUGACAGUGUAGUUAACCCUUCUAUUGAUUUUUAUGUUUUUUACACAAGUGACUACACUCACCUUAUCUUUGAUCCCAUCUCCUUUAUUACUUUCUAUGGAAAAUUUAGUUAUAAUAACACUUUUAACCUCCCCCUUCUAAGCAAUACACAGUUCAUUGUCCACAGCUAAUUCUAAAGAGCCCAGAUUGACAGUGGAGUUAACCCUUCUAUUGAUUUUUAUUUUUUAACACAAGUGACUACACUCACCUUAUCUUUGAUCCCAUCUCCUUUAUUACUUUCUAUGGAAAAUUUAGUUAUAAUAACACUUUUAACCUCCCCCUU